AUGGCUUCCAACAACGAAACCCGUAAGCCACGGAUGCGCGUUAUGAUGCCCCGUGAGGUUUUCCACUUCACCAUGCCAAAACCAGAAGAGUAUGAGCACAUGGAUGAAGAUGUUAUCUCUGAAUCUGAUGACGACUUUUCUAGUUCUUCUGUUCAUUCAAUUCGCGAUUCAUGUGUUACCUACGAAACUGAACAUGAUCAUGAGAUAUAUGGCCCACAAAGUGAUAAUUUGAGCUCUACCCAUCAUCAAGAUCACGAUCAUGAGUAUGAUGAAAUCCACGGCCCAGAGCCACUGUCUCCACCAAGAUGUGCAGCCCAUUUUGACUGCAAGUUGUGUUCGAAGAUGGCAACGGAGCCAGUGGUGACUCCAUGUGGUCAUUUAUAUUGCCGGGAUUGUCUGGACAAAUGGUUGCACUUCUUCACCUCUCAUAUGGAGUGCCCUGUUUGUCACAGUAAGGUGUUUGAUUCGUCCAUUGUUCCGAUUAAGCCAACGCCGGUAUGCAACAGAGACCAGAGUUAUGGCUUCAAUGUGCCACCACCAACACCAAAGGGGGGCCUUUGCUUUCGAAGAACUUUCAAUUAA
This is a messenger RNA of Prunus armeniaca (apricot), 582 nucleotides long. The record is from the annotation of a GenBank genome assembly. Lineage: Eukaryota; Viridiplantae; Streptophyta; Magnoliopsida; Rosales; Rosaceae.